AUGUAUAUAGACAGUAUUCAAGAGUCAGACUCAAGGCUUUCUGAGAAUGUAUAAUGCAUAGGUCCAUAUUUGCACUAAUAAUCAACAAGGUAAUAUUAAAAAAGAUAAAUUUCUUUUACAUCCAUGCCUUCUGAUCCAUUAGAGGAUUUCAAUUCAAAAUCAAAUGAUUAGGGUAUUAUAGAUUAGCGAAAGUUGAAAUUUAUAAAGUAAAAAGAAAGUUUGAGAAGAUUUUAAACAAAAAAUAAUGUAACCCAAUACUUUUAAAUUUAGAAUUCUCCUCUUUUAUAAACCCAAGUUUUAAACAAAAAUAAGGGAAAUUAUCAGCAAUAGGUUUCCCAAUCCGUAUAUGCAGCUAAGACACAAAUGAAAAAAAUGUUGGGUCUGCUAGUUAAAAAUAGAUAUAUUAAAAAGUUUUAAUAAAACUUGUUCCUCAAAUCAUAUGUGAUUCCUACUAGUAGAAAAAAUUUGUUAUCAUCAGAAUGCUAUUUAUAAGAAAAUUAGUUUUAAAAUGAAUUAGGUAUAGUAUAAUUACAAUUAGGUAGAUCAAAAUAAUUAAAAAAUUAGUGGAUACUUAUUCUAACCAGGCUCAAAUUUUAUGAUAGUUUUUGAUACCUACUUAUUCAUUAUCUAUUUAUUUAGUUUAUGGCUUAGUCCAUUUUUGACUAGUUUUAUGCCUGAAAAUGAUGAAAUAGCUCACAUCUCUAUAUUAAUAAUAUUAGGCCUAGCCUUAGAAAUUAUUAUUUCAUUUAACAGAGCAAUUAUAAUAUAGGGUGAAAUUAUUGAAGAUCGUAAGAUGAUAGUAAAAUAUUAUGUGACUCAAUAAUUAUUUUAUGAUAUUUUAAUGAUAAGCAUAUGGAUGAUGUAUUUCCUUUAAUCUAAUAGAAUUUAUAUUGUUAACGAAGCUUUAGGUAUCUUAUCUUGUUUAAUAACCAUAAAAAAAUUGACUAAAAAUUACUUUGGCUAUAUUGAAUAUCUUUAUUUAAAAGGUGGGGUGAAUAGCUUAAUUGACCUUAUAACUCUAAUCAUUUUGAUUUGCUUUUAUGCUCACUUUAUGGCAAGCAUUUGGCAUUAUAUAGGGUCCUUCGAUGAUCUAUUUGAAAAUACAUGGUUAAUAAAAUAUAAUAUAAUCAAUGAGUCAGCAUGGCAAAGAUAUAAUUAUUCUUUUUAUUGGGCAACUGUCACUAUGGUUACUAUUGGUUAUGGUGAUAUUACUCCUUAGAACCAAGUAGAAAUUAUUUUUACCAGCAUAAUGAUAUUAAUUUCAAGUUGUGUCUAUGCUUAUUUGAUGAAUUCCAUAGGAAUACUUGUUAAACAUAUUAAUGAUACUAAAUUUAAAUACAGAAAGUAGAUAGCAAUUGUAAGUUCUUACAUGAAAAAAAACAAUGUUAACCCAUUAUUAUAGGCUAGAGUUAAAAAUUUCUUAUAACAAAACAUUUAGAAUGAUAAAAAUGAAAAUACUGAGGAAUUAGAAUGCUUAUUCUAAACUUUCCCUCAAAGUCUAAAAGCAGAUAUGUUGAACAACAUUUAAAACAAUUUGAUAAAUAAAAUUGUGUUUCUAAAGUAGAAUUUUAGUAAAAAAUGUUUAAAGUAACUUUCUAAAAAGAUAUCCAAAUUUGAAGUUGUUCCGGAUGAUUGCAUUUUUAAACAAAAUGAUUAAAAUGACAAAAAUUUGUAAAUUUUAUGAAUAUGAUAGAUAUUUCAUAAUUGAAGGCUAAGUAGAGUUAUAAGAGGAAAGAACCAAGAAGUCUUUGUAAAUAUUAAAGAAAGGUGAUUGCUUUGGUGAAUAUUAAUUUUUUACUGGGUUUCCCCCAAAAGUGACUGCCAUCUCAUAAGGAUAUUCAGAAAUUUGUAAAAUAAGUAGAGAUAGCUUGUUAGAAUAGUUAUCUAAAUUUCAAAAAGAUGCUGAAAGAUUUCAUCAUAUAAAAGAUUCAAUCUUAUUCGAGAAUAACUUUUUUAAAAUCUUUUUAAAAUGUCAUUUGUGUGGAUAAUAUAAUCAUUAGAUUGUUGACUGUGGUGUGUUAUAAUAUAAACCGGAUUUAGAAUAAAGAUUUAUGAAAUAAUUUUACCAUUCAACAUAAGAUAGGAGAUAAUGGAACAGAAAAUAAACGAAAUAUAAUUCUUUAGUAGCAGAAUCUAUCAUUUCUGAAUCUAUCUAAAGAUAUUAAUAAGCAAUAUAUGGAUAAGCCAUUGAUGAAUAAAAUGGUUAAAGUGAAAAACUAGAUCCUGAAUAAGUUUAAACAUUAACAAAAAUGAUAGCUUAAGAAACCUAGGACAAUAUGGCUUAAAAAUCUUAAAAUAAAAGUUUAAACUCCUAAUAAUAAUUCUAAGAUUCUAAAUAAUAUUUAUCUGGCUCUUUUUAAAAAUAACUCAAAAAUAUGAAACUAAAUACUACUUUAAAUAUAGAACGAAGCUCAUUUAUGGAAUUACAGCAGACAUAUAUAUUCAAAUAAAAAUCAGAUGAAUUUUAUUAUGAAACAUAGGGAGUACCUUUGUUAUUCCAUCAAAAUAAUAUUGAUCAAAUGUAAAAUUAUCGUUAUUAUUUUACUGGACAUAAUUCAGUCGAUAUCAUUAAAGCAUACAAUAACAUUUAGAACAAUAAAAAGAAAGGAUUAGCAACUUUAAAUGAAUUGAAGAAAUUAUACAAAAAAUACACAUUUAAUUAAUCAUUAAUCAAUAUUUUGAUUAAAACUAAAAAAUAUGAUAAAUGA
This is a messenger RNA of Paramecium octaurelia, 2708 nucleotides long. NCBI's taxonomy places the organism in Eukaryota, Ciliophora, Oligohymenophorea, Peniculida, Parameciidae. The record is from the annotation of a GenBank genome assembly.